AUGAAUCCAUUUUUCAAUAAAUAAUUUGGCUAAUUCCCUCCAAAAUAAUUCCCUCAAGGUAAAUACCCUCCAUAAUAAGAAUUUUAACAGCACCCACCUCAAACUCAACAAGGAUAUUAAUAGUAUCCUCCUUAACAAUAAGGAUAUCAACAAUAUCCUCCUUAACAAUAAGAAUAUCAACAAUAUCCUCCUUAACAAUAAGGAUAUCAACAAAAUCCUCCUUAACAAUAAGGAUAUUAACAAUAUCCUCCUUAACAAUAAGGAUAUUAACAAUAUCCUCCUCAAAACCAGUAGCAAUAUCCUCCACAGAAUUAUCCCCCCAAUGCUCAACAAGGCUCUUAUGGUUAAUAUCCUCCUCCUCCCUAAUAAUUUGGUAACUAGCCUCCUCCACCUUAAUUUAAUGGCUAGUCAUAAAAUACUAGUUAAGAUUAAACAUAGUGUAAUAAUAACCAUCCUAAUUACACUAAAGAUAGAUUAGAAUAAGGCAAAACAUUAGACCAAGACAAGUGGCUAGUUUCCUAAAAUUAAAAAUUCUAAGCAGGAAUUUAAGAAGAUGGUAACUUAGUAGUUUUCUCUUUAGUUAAUAACUAGCGUAUUUGCACAUUUUCAUCAAUGAACAAAAAAUAGGGAACUGCUCCUCAUAAAUUGGCAUUAUUUUCAAAUGGUAACUUGGAAAUAAAAGAAUAUCGUAAUGCUGUAUUGUGGUAAUCAGAUACUACUAAUUAAGGUACUGGUCCAUAUAUUCUUAUCAUGCAGAAUGAUGGUAAUUUAGUAUUGUUUGAUAGAAAUAAAAAUGUCACAUGGAAUACAAAUACUAAAAGUAAUUACCCUGUUACUGAUUAACCUAAGUGCAACAACAAUCAUGGUAAUUACACAAAAGAUAGAUUGAAAUAGGGUAGCAGAUUAGAAUAAGACAAAUGGUUGGUUUCUUAAAACUAGAAGUAUUAUGCAGGAGUUUAAGCAGAUGGUAAUUUAGUAAUUUCUACUAAUUAAAACUUCAGUCCUUACAGCUGUAUUUGGUAAUCUAUGACUAAGAAAAAAGGAAAUGCACCUAAUUGCUUGGUACUUGAAAGUAACGGCUCAAUGAGAGUUUAAGAUUAUCGUAAUGCCACAUUGUGGGAUAGCGAUACCUUAAAUUAAGGUAUGGGUCCUUUUACUCUUAUCAUGUAAAAUGAUGGUAACUUAGCUUUAUUUGACAGAAAUGAUAGAAUUACAUGGUGUACUAAUACAUCAAGAGAAUGA
Messenger RNA from Tetrahymena thermophila SB210, 1242 nucleotides. RefSeq names its product D-mannose-binding lectin. Lineage: Eukaryota; Ciliophora; Oligohymenophorea; Hymenostomatida; Tetrahymenidae. The transcript has a single exon. The record is from RefSeq and is a predicted model, not a curated record.